UUUUUUUUUUUUGCGUCCGAGCGUGCCAUUCAUUCACGUGGGUUUUUUGCCUUCGGGCUAGGCUAGCUCGUGCUAACGAGGAAGCUAGGCAGUGCGGACGUGACAAAUGGUGACAGUAACGUUAUAUCUGGUGUUACCCACUCGUUGUUUAAAUGUCCGCCGGUCCUUGCUCGUUAGGCUACCGGCAGAGGCGGUUGUCAGUCAAACCGAGGACGCUCGGUGAGGUAUUCAUGGGGUAAUGCCAGAGUAAACCGAGGGGAACAAUGGUGAAAUACUUCUGCUGCGCAGGUUUACUCAAAAGCACCUGGGACCAAGUCUGUAUUGCCUUCUGGCAGCGGUAUCCCAACCCCUACAGUAACCAUGUUUUGACUGAGGACAUCAUUUUCCGAGAGGUUACUCCAACCAACUGCCUCAUUUCCAGACGUCUGUUGACCAAAACUAGCCGAGCGCCUCGCUGGAUGGAGCGUUACCUUCCAAAGCACAUGGCCAGCUCAGCGUACAUCAUUGAGGACUCCAUUGUGGACCCUCAGAAAAGGACCAUGACCACAUUCACAUGGAACAUCAGCCAUGCUCGCCUCAUGUCCGUGGAAGAGCGGUGCAAGUACCGAAUUAACCCUGAGAAUGGCAGCUGGACAGAGAUGAAAAGAGAAGCUUGGAUCUCCUCCAAUGUCUAUGGCCUCUCUAGAGGUAUUCAGGAAUUUGGGCUCGCAAGGUUCAAGACCAGUGUUACAAAGACCAUGAAAGGGUUUGAAUACGUGCUGGCCAAAAUGCAAGGUGAAACUCCAUCAAGAACCUUAGCAGAAACGGCUACGGAGCGGGCAAGAGAGACAGCACUGGCAGCUAAGGAGAAAGCCAAAGACCUCGCCUCACACGCCCAGAAGAAACAAUAUGUGUGACGAGUUACAAGAAUCACUGGUUCUGCAGCCACUGACACUGGGACAGAUUUAUCUUAACCCCCUCUAAUUGUUAAAAUCAAGCAUCAGGGUGAGACAAAUUGAUCCCAGUCCAGGGUGGACACCUCUGUGAGGGAGCAUCAAAAGAAAUGGUGGGUGGACCAUAAAAGGCCUGAGCUGGGUUCAAGAGCCUGUUCCUGCCUUCCUGUUCAUGUCAAGCUGAAUUUAUUGUACCUUUUAAAACCAGAUCAUCUCAGUAUUUACCCGAGAUAGAGAUCUUAGGAAGGAAUGGUUGAAUAUGGCUCUUGGUGCCAUAAAAUGAGAGCACUUUUCCAACCUUGACACUGUUCCUCAGACCUUUUGCUCAGCCUCUGUACCCAUCAGUGUUUGCUUUUUACAGUUCCUUUAUGAGUAUGUCAUGUUUUUUGUAAUAGUGUCAUAUUAUUAAUAGCUUCUUGUCCAGAAGCUAAGAUUAACAUGCCGCAGAAUAUCUGAUUAAUUCAAAUUCUUGUGUGAUUUACUUCAGUUGUUGUUCAGUUGCAAUCGUGUUAUCUUUUAGUUCAGUUCACCCACCCCUUAAUCAUCCUACCAAGACUGAAUGCUUCAGGUUCAAGUUAAUUGACUGAAGAAGGGUCCAUAUUGUUGACAGUCAUAGCUUGAUUUAAAAAAGAAAAACUCACUUAGCACUCUUGAUAUUGUGAUACAAUCUGGUUGCAAUGUAUAUCAGCAUCUUCACUUAAAUUUAAAAUGUGUGUACAAAGGCAAAAAUGAUACCUUAUAUUGUACAUUCAGCUUAGGUCUGACGAUACAACCCAUGCAACAAUGUGCUCUUACUGUAUCAACUAAAUAUCAGCUUGUCAAUAAAUGGACAGUUUAUUUGUAA
Molecule: messenger RNA, 1776 nt
Organism: Xiphias gladius (swordfish)
Lineage: Eukaryota; Metazoa; Chordata; Actinopteri; Istiophoriformes; Xiphiidae
Gene: prelid1a
Product: PRELI domain containing 1a
Exons: 6
Coding region: 264-896 (210 amino acids)
Biological process (GO): phospholipid transport
Cellular component (GO): mitochondrial intermembrane space
Molecular function (GO): phosphatidic acid transfer activity
Source: RefSeq, a predicted model, not a curated record